AUGAACGACCGCGGUCGAGCCCAUGCUACAACGGGCCGCGUGGAGCCUUCCGGUCUUUUCUUCACUCAGCUGGCUGAGAUAGCCGAUCAAGCCCAGCUCCCAUGCCCUGGCGAUACUGAGGAUUUCGCCCACGUUGCGGAAGACCCCUUCACGGUGCCGCGUGCUCACGCCUACGUCACGACCACUCACGAACACCACGGGAUCUUGGAGGAGACGAAUCAAGCGAUCAAAAUCCCCAACACCUGCGACGAAGCCAUGAGCUCUCCUCAGCGCGAAGAAUGGAAAGGAGAGUGCAUCAAGGAAAUGGACAAUCUGCGGAAACACAACGUCUACAACCUGGUGCCCCUCAGCAGCGUUCCCAAGGGAGAGGAGAUCCUCGGAACGAAAUUCGUCUUCAAGAAAAAGCUGGACGGACGCUUCAAAGCUCACCUGGUAGUCGGAGGACAUCGUCAAGAGCCAGGACAGGACUACGGAAGCAGCUACGCACCAGUAUGCCGUAUCGGGAGCAUUCGCAUGACGUGCACCAUUGGAUGCCACAACAACUGGCCCAUCUACCAACUGGACGUUGUCGUUGCCUUCCUGAACGCCCUCUGCGACAGAGAUGUGUACGUCAGACCCGCCCCCGGUACAUCCGCCAAGAACUCCGCGACGGGAGAACCCAUGGUGUACAAACUAGAACGGAGCCUCUACGGCCUAUCGCAGUCGCCUGCGCUCUGGAACGACACCCUGAACGAAUCCCUCAAGGUGUUCGGAUGGAAAAGGACUCAAUACGACCCCUGCGUGUACAUGUAUACCAGCGGCAACAUCAUCGUGAUUCUCACGGUCUACGUAGACGACAUUCUCAUCACAGGAGGAGACCAGCAGCUCGUGGACCAGAAGAAGGAGCUCACGGAUCGAUUCGAGAUGACCGACAUGGGAGAGGUAAAGCGGAUCCUCGGGAUCGACGUGCAGCGGGACUACGAACAAGGAACCCUAGCCAUUUCACAGGAGUACUAUGUGAACACACUACUGGAGCGGUUCGGAAUGCAAGAGGCCAACCCUGUGAGCACUCUUGGAUACGGAGCGGAAAUCUCCACCAAUCAACCUCAGGACCAAAUCUUAGGACCCACGGACAAGAAAAUCUACCAGUCGAUGACAAGAAGCAUCCUCUACCUGGCCCAGUGCACGCGAUUCGACCUCUCCUACGCUGCCCUACAACUUUCCAAAGCCUGCAGCAACCCAGCGCAGGUGAACUUGACAGCAGCCAAGCACGUUCUGCGAUACCUUCGGGGUAAUCCGGUUCUUCCUAUCGUCUACAAGAGAGGACAGUUUUGGCUAGCGGCAUCUACGGAUUCAUCCUUCGGAGCAAACCUCGACAACGGAAGAUCUACCACGGGAUAUCUCUUCUUUCUGGCUGGAGGACUCAUCAGCUACGGUGCGAAGACUCAAACUCUAACCGCGCAAAGCACGGUCGAAGCCGAGAUUCAAGCACUUAGCUUUUCAGCCAGAGAGGCGAUCUACAUCUCAAAUUUUAUGACGGAAUUCAACUUCAAGACCUUCGGAUGGGUUCCCAUCAACAGCGACAGCACCGGAGCGCUGACAGUGGCCGGGAAUNUCAUAUUUCUAUUCCAAGUCUCUCGCGGUUGGAGCCGCACAGAGUGUGAACCUCUGAGGUAG
Messenger RNA from Ectocarpus sp. CCAP 1310/34, 1656 nucleotides. Lineage: Eukaryota; Phaeophyceae; Ectocarpales; Ectocarpaceae. The record is from the annotation of a GenBank genome assembly.